AUGUCUAACGUCAAGCAAAAAUAUGCUGCAGAAUCAUCACUUCUUACUCUGCUGGAUGAAAAAAAUAGAGCUAUUAAAUUAUUACAGAAGCAGGUUCAAAAUCAAAAAUUGCAGCUGAAAUAUUACAUCAGAAAAGAGCUAAAACCACCAAAAAUACAGGGUUUUUCCGAAAAAUGUUGCGGAGAUGUCAUAGAAGAAAGCAUACCCUUAGGUCUUGCGAUGACAAAAUUCCGAAACGAAACUGGAAUAAAAACAAGAUCCUACAGCCUCUACGAAAAAAUGUUACGAAUCGACCAAAAAAUCAGCGGUAUGCUGAAUAACCAGCAACAAAUACUCAAACGAAUGGUUAAAACUAUGUUCAUGACCACCCAAAACGAGCAGCAAACUCAACCAGCCUGGUUCAACCUAUACCCAAUACACAUAGAAAUUUUCAACAAACUGAUGUAUAGAACCAUGGCUCUGGCCAAAAGCUUGAAUAUUUUCAGGAUUUGUUGUGACAGGCUGAUGGUGCAGGAAGAUGAAAGAAACACGAUUGUUGAGCAGGUCUACUCCAAACCAGUUAAAGAACGACUGGAUUGCAAUGUACUGGUCAGCGUACACAUGGAAAGGCUUAGAUUGGAAAACGAUAUAAAGUACAUAUUAAAACAACAACAUUUGCUAAGAACAAAAGUAAAACAGAUCCUGAUUCUGGAUAAAAAAAUAAAACACGUCCACUUUGCGCAAGACAGUAAAGUGUUCGUAUCGUUUUCAGCUCUGGUGCUACAAAAAGUGAACCAACUGAAAAGUCAAGCUUACUGCAUUCUUGAGAGUACAAUAAAGCAAAGAACGAAGAUCCCCGACACAAUCGCACCCACAUUCGAAAGAAAAUCGGUGGUUAAGAUAUUGAAGACCGCUUUGGAGCAAUUGAAGCUUCGCGAUUUCACCGUUCCAGAAGAUUACGCGCUGGAAGAGAAGGAUUUAUUCAAGAAGAUCUUGAGUGUGCUCGACUUGCAAAUCAACGCGAAGGCAGUCAAGCGAUACGUUUACAAAGUUAAUCAGUGCCGAAUUUUGCAGAACGAGCUGCAAGGGCUCUAUGUCGAACGAGAGAAGCUCACUCACUCUAUGACCCUGCUGGAGGGUGAAUUGCAAAAGCUUAAAUUAAAACAGUCCGUCGAUGCCUUAAAGCUGAUGCAAGAAAAUAACGCACUCAAGAUUCAAGUGGAAGAUGUUAAACCAAUGCUGAAGGACGCUGGAGUGCAGUGCGAUAAGGGUUCCCUCGAUUCAGAGCAUCGUUUGGCCAUUAAAGAAAAGAACUUGAAAAUAUUUGAGCUGCAAAAUCUAAACACCACAUUGGAAAACCAAAAAAGCCGCUUUAAAAGUGUCAUAGCAAGAAAUAAGUCGCAAAUCGUGUACUUACUAAAAACAAUCAACGAAAAUUUGAUGAAAACCACCAAGGAUUCUUGUACGGAAAACGAUAGCCAAACCUACGUUGUGAACAGCAAAGUGUCUGUGGCUUUAUCCGCGUGUUCUACCGAAACCUACACGCUGGGUACGGAAUAUCACAGCAGCGAUAUCCAAUCGGAACAAAACAACGCGAAAAAGGAACUUCAGAAUUUGUUCUUCUCGAGUAAACCUGAUCUUUCCGAUGUAGCCGAAGAUGUAACAAACGACGAAAUAUCGUUCUCCUCCAUAAAGCCUUCGAAAACCUCUUUGGAAUCGCUAAGAAAAAACAUCACCCCCAAUUCUUCACCGAACGAGAGCAACUAUUGGAGGAACUAUAAUGAUUUGGAUAUAAGGAAAUCGCUUCAUCAGUAUCAGUAUUUAAAUCGCUUGGGUUCUGACAAUCCCGCGCUAUUCUUAAGAGGACAUUUCAAUCAUUUAUCGAACAUGCUGGCCAAAAAUAAGAUAAUCAGCACGAUUUAUCCCUACACAAAUCUAACUUCUGACAGCAGUUCGAAUUUUCAUUCAAGUACCUGUUUGAAUGGAUUUUUAUAUCGGGAAACAGCGUCAAUAGAAGAGCUAGAUUAUUAA
Messenger RNA from Brassicogethes aeneus, 2010 nucleotides. The record is from the annotation of a GenBank genome assembly. NCBI's taxonomy places the organism in Eukaryota, Metazoa, Arthropoda, Insecta, Coleoptera, Nitidulidae.